UCCGGUCCGUUACUCCAGUUCAGCCUGACAAAAAUGGCGGCAACGGCAACCGUCACCACCUACCACAGCGGAGUGUUUGUGUUUGGGCGGCGCCGCCCGUCUCAAUUCAUAUGACUGCAAGCUCAACCGGAAGCAAAUAGGUACGGAAAUAGAGGUGGUGAAAAAGAUGCAGAUUAACUGCUCGAACAAAUGUCAAAGAGCUGAAGGGAGUUAUUGCUUAAACGAGCAUGUUUGAUCUGAAUGCAAGGCUUCUGGUUUCGGAUUUGUUCAUGUAGUGUACAUGGGAGGUAUCCAACAGCACGACCAGUACUCAGUUUCGGCGACCCAUUUGGACAUGCUUCAACAAGUCAUGCAAAGCAGUUUUGUUAGUGAAUCCUUGGUGAGGAGUUACAACAGGAGUUUCAAUGCCUUUGCAGCCAAUCUCACUAAAACAGAAAGAAACAAGUUGGCUAGAUUUGAAGAAGUAGUUUCGAUUUUCCCUUCUCGUACUCUACAAACUCAGACAACAAGAUCAUGGGAUUUCAUGGGAUUCCCCGAAGAUGUAGAAAGAAUGCCAGCAGCUGAAAGCAACAUCAUUGUUGGCGUCAUCGACACCGGAGUCUGGCCUGAAUCGGAAAGCUUCAACGAUCGCGGCUACGGUCCUCCACCUAAGAAAUGGAAAGGAGCAUGCAGAGGUGGCAAGAACUUCUCUUGCAACAAGAAGUUGGUAGGUGCGCGAUUCUACGGCCCCGUGUCCGACUCAGCUCAAGACAUGUACGGCCACGGGACUCACACAGCGUCCACGGCUGCGGGUCGGGUGGUGAAAAACGCGAGCUUCUACGGAUUAGGCCGCGGAACAGCGAGAGGAGGAGUACCCUCCGCAAGAAUUGCCAUCUACACAGUUUGCUCUCCUCUAUGCCUAGACACUGACAUCCUAGCUGCAUUCGAUGACGCUAUAGCUGAUGGAGUAGACAUCAUCUCGAUCUCCAUCUCCUUAGGCGAUCCCGUUGAUAUCAAGUACGACGCGAUCUCCAUCGCUGCUUUUCAUGCCGUGCAAAAGGGGAUACUAACGGUGCAGUCCGCUGGCAACAAUGGGCCGAUACGGGGAGGCAUCAGCAGCGUCGCGCCGUGGGUGUUCUCAGUCGGAGCGAGCACUCUUGAUAGAGCUUUUUUUGAUAGAGUUGAGCUCGGAAAUGGCCGUGUUGUUGAAGGUGGUGCUAUUGAUACUUUUAAGAGGAAGAGAGUGAAAUGGCCUCUUGUUUAUGGGAAGGAUGUUUCUAGAAACUGCACUGAAGUAAACUCCAAGAAAUGUGCUGAAGGAUGUUUGACCAAAACUCUAGUGAGAAACAAGAUUGUAGUUUGUGAUGAAUUAGCAGAUUCAACUGAGGCAAUCCUUGCUGGUGCAGCUGGGAUCAUCAAGAAAACACGCUCCAUCUACCCUCCCUUUGUCGUCCCGUUCCCGGAAUCGAGGCUAACGCAUCGAGCGUUCGCCUCGAUUCUCAGCUACAUCAACUCCUCAAAGCAAGCAGGUACAAUCCCUAAAGCAUAUAUCUCAUCAACAAAAACUAGGUAUGACCACUCAGCUCCAAGAGUUCCUGGUUUUUCAGCUAGAGGGCCAAAUCUCAUCAUUCCAAACAUUCUAAAGCCUGAUGUGACGGCGCCUGGGACGACCAUCUUGGCUGCGUUUUCGCCUGCUGUAACGCCUAGCUUGCUCGUCGACAAGAGAGCUGUCAACUUCAGCAUUCUUUCUGGAACAUCAAUGGCUUGCCCUCAUGUAUCUGGAGCUGCUGCUUAUGUGAAGUCUCUCCGGCCGGAUUGGUCGCCAGCCGCCGUCAAAUCGGCACUCAUGACUACAGCGUGGAGCUUGAAAAAACAAAAAAUCAAGGAUGCGGAAUUUGCAUACGGGGCCGGACACAUCGAUCCGGUUAGGGCCACAAGUCCCGGGCUCAUCUAUGACACCUCAAUCAACGAUUACAUCAAUCUACUAUGUAGUUUGGGGUACAACACAACAACAGUACGACAAAUAACUAGAGACAACAAAAGCAAUUGCCCGAAAACCGGCAAUGUUGGAUCAAAACAUCAUGAUCUCAACUAUCCUACAAUGGCUGUCAAAGUUGAGAGGAAUGCAUCGUUUUCGGUUAAGUUUACGAGAAGGGUGACUAAUGUUGGCCGUGCAAAGGCCGUCUAUCGGGCCAAGAUCGUCAGAGGUUCUGGUAUCAGCAUCACUGUGAGGCCGAGGAUUUUGAGGUUUAAGGCCUUGAACGAGAGGAAAUCUUUUGUUGUUAGUGUAGAAGGGAAUAUUGGUGGCAAGAAAAAGAUUGGUGCUUCACUUGAAUGGAGAGAUGGAAUCCAUAGAGUUAGAAGUCCAAUUGUUGUGUAUGAUGAUACUGCUUUUUAGAAGCAUUAUCAUUUUAUUUUCUUGUGUUCAAUCAUAUUUUAAACUUGGCAACUUCUUGUGCUUCAAUUUAUGGUUAAUUGUAGAAAAUGAUGCAAUGUUUAUUUAAAUUUGUAAUAUUCCUCUGA
Molecule: messenger RNA, 2502 nt
Organism: Salvia hispanica
Lineage: Eukaryota; Viridiplantae; Streptophyta; Magnoliopsida; Lamiales; Lamiaceae
Product: subtilisin-like protease SBT4.3
Biological process (GO): proteolysis
Molecular function (GO): serine-type endopeptidase activity
Source: RefSeq, a predicted model, not a curated record